Prunus armeniaca (apricot) is the source of this 273-nucleotide messenger RNA. The record is from the annotation of a GenBank genome assembly. Lineage: Eukaryota; Viridiplantae; Streptophyta; Magnoliopsida; Rosales; Rosaceae.
AUGGAGGUCAGGAGCUUGGAAAAAAUAAUAAGAUACCGUCGUCUAUACAAGUCCUUGAAGAAGAUGAAGUUUGUUUCAUCUGCUGAGACAGAACCAACCAGCAUGACAACAAUUUCUGAGGAUUCAAAGUCAGGUCGAGGUAUAAGCACAAUGCCUCGUGUUGUGAAGAGAAAAUUUCAGAAAAUCAAGCCAGUUGUUGAGUACAAUAAAAGGGGAAAAGGAUGUGGCCCUGCACAUACUGAGAUGCAGUCUUACAUUGGUGUGUUGGCAUGA